AUGUCAUUGAGAACACCACCUCCUAGUCGUCAACAGCGCAUAAGUGGUGAGGCAAAAAAUGGCGAUACAACGAAUAUUAACAAUUCUCAAGACAUGGCAAGAAAGAGACAGCUUGAAAAAGACGAGAAAAUAAGGAAGAAAGUUGAACAUGAUCUUACAAGAACAAAUAAACUUUAUGGGAAAAGAACGCUCGAUAAAAUACCAAAGACAGCCGGUUCUGUUGGAAGCUUAAGACCUUCCCCCGCAAUAACCUUACUAGCCACUGCAGUACUUGUUGUAGAUGAAUUAGAAAGAUUGAUAGGAAUCGUUACUGACAAAGACUUGGCGUUCAGAGUUUGUGCUGAAGGUCUUAAUCCUAAUGCAACAUCCCUCGCAGAAAUAAUGACUAGGAAUCCCGAUUGUAUUACAACAUCCUCUAAUGCUCCUGAAGCUUUAAAUCGUAUGGUUUCAGGUGGAUACCGACAUUUGCCACUUCUUGAUGACUCUGAUGAUAUAAUAGGAUUACUUGAUAUUACCGAAUGUUUAUUCCAUGCUCUUGCAAGGCUUGAAAAAGCUCAUGCAUCAACAAAACAGUUAUUUGCUGUUUUAGAAGAUGUUUCGGACAUAAAUUCUUUAAAUAAAGCUGAUUUUUCAACCAUGGCUGCGCUUAUAAAACAACAUUUAUGUUUUCCUCGACUAAGUUCUAUUAUGGAUCCCUCAAAACCUCCACCAGAAGUUUCUAUUAGAACGUGUGUGCGAGAUGCUGCACGAAUUAUGAAGGAUCAUCAUCAGACUGCAGUCUUGGUUGUUGAUGAUAAUAAUCAUAAUAAAACAAUGGUCUAUGGUCAAGGUGUUGAGCCAAAUAACACUUCAAUUGUAAGAGUGAUGACUCCUUGCCCGGAUAUAGUAACAACUGAUACUACUAUCCUGCAAGCCCUGCGUCAAAUGCAAGUGGAAGGUGGUCCGGUCUGGAACAAAUUUUGGAAUACUCUAACACCUGAAGAUCCUAAAUCCGAAGGUUCAUCAGAUCCUCCCAUGAAUGAAACUUUUCACUCGGCAAAUUCUAUAGACCUUCCAAUAAUAAAACAAAGACCUCAUUCCUCAAUUCUAACUCCACCUUCAUCAGAAAGUGUUUUUUCACGUAGAAAUUCCAAUUAUUUCAAGCUAGAUGACGGUCAAUUUAUAUACAAGUGUAAAUACGAAGGUUCUGAACAGUCUCAUCGAUUCACUUCUAAUACCCCAAGCUUUACUGAAUUGAGAAAAUUAGUUCGGUCAAAGAUGAAUAUUUCCGAAAAUACUGAUAUAGCCAUCAGCUAUAUCGACGAAGAAAAUGAUAAAGUUAUACUAUCUUCUGAUGAAGAUAUGGCAAUCGCUAUGGAAAUUGCAAAAGGUCAAAGUCAAAAAUCUCCAUUGAUUCGACUAUGUGUCGAAGUAAAAUCCAGGGAAUUGAAUGUUUCUCGUUCUGUUGAAAGUGGUAAAAUACCCACAAACAUAACCACUGAAUCACAAUUUCCUAUUUCAGAAAGUACAGCUGUGACGAUUGGAGGUUUUCUUUCAAUUGGAGUUGCCAUUGGCGUUGGUGUAAU
Messenger RNA from Racocetra fulgida, 1565 nucleotides. NCBI's taxonomy places the organism in Eukaryota, Fungi, Glomeromycota, Glomeromycetes, Diversisporales, Gigasporaceae. The record is from the annotation of a GenBank genome assembly.